AUGGAAAACGAGCAACGUGAAUCUCAAUCUUCCAACGAAGAAGUGUUCUUGCCUAGCGAGGAAACCAUCAGUCAGCCGGGAACGGUCUACAUCAUUCAAGAUGGAGACCUUGAAAAGACGAUGGGUGCCCGCAACCACGCGACCACCCGCAUUUUGUCCAUAGUGAAUACUAUCCAUCACUAUGAGGGAGACGUGAGCAUGCUGAAAACCCGAAGAAGCAUGCUGCAAGAUACUUACAAAGCAUACGACCAAGCUCAAAGUCGGUUGGAGCAAUGGUCAACUGACGAAUUCCAAAACAGGGAGGAUACAGAAUUCAAAUACGUGACCGGCUUAGCUGAAAUUGACAAAGCAAUUGAAAGUAAUAAGGCCGCUCAAAACUCCGGCCAUGAUUUGGUCCGGCUACCUACCGUCGAUUUGCCGUUAUUUUCAGGCCAAAUCGAAGAUUGGCUUGAGUGGAGCGACAAAUUUAACAACUUAGUUCACCGACGAGCAUCUCUCGCGGACGUUCAAAAAUUUGAAUACCUAAAACUGUCGCUGAGAGGCCCCGCGCUGAAUAUCAUAGACUCGCUUCCAACGACUUCCGCCAACUAUGUGGUGGCAUAUGAGCUACUGGAAGAACGAUACAACAACACAAAGUUGCUGAUUCAAAAACACAUGAAGGACCUGUUCGAAUUGGAACCAACACGAGAGGAAUCUGCUAAAUCGUUGAGAAACCUUUUCGACAAGGCAAGAAAACACUUGAGAUCGCUACGCAUCAUGGGGCAACCAGUGGAAGCAUGGAAUGCGGUUCUUAUCCACCUCAUGGCCAAUAAGUUGGAUAACGCUACACGACGAGAGUGGGAAUCAACUACUUCUGGAACAAUUCCCCCGACAUAUGACAGUCUGGAAGCGUUCAUUACCAAAAGAUGUCAAAUGUUGGAAGUUUUACCGAAAAAACGUCACGUCGUGUCAGAAACAACUACCUGCUACAAGAAACCCCGAAUGGAACUGAAGGUGCUCACGUCGAACCAAGAAAAACGUAAAAAUUGCCUUGUAUGUGAAGAAGAUCACUCCCUCAACAGAUGCAACAAGUUUCUUUCGAUGGGCCUGGACGCAAGAAUCAAAACGAUAAAACGACACGCCUUAUGUUUCAACUGCCUGCGAAGCAACCACACCGCAGAUACCUGCAGAAGUUCGGGGUGCCUCAAAUGUGGACGCAAAAAUAACACAAGCAUUCAUCGUGAGCAAAGGGACUUUGGGAAUCACCGUCAAAUAGAUCCAUCUUCAAAAUAUUUAUCUAAAUCUUGGGAAACUUUACUGCCAACGGCUGUUAUUCGAAUUAUGACAGAAGAUAGAGGAGUCAAACCAGAACGAACGUUUAUUCAAAUCGCUGGAUUUGGACAACAAGCUCUACCGAUAAAAGCAAAAACAGAUAUUUAUAUUGCCGCCCGACACAAUGUUUACAUGAAGAAAAUUGCAGCAUACGUUACAGAAACUAUAACCGGACCGACCCCCCCGCGAUAUAUUGACAUAGAUGGUAACGACAAGAUUCAUCAAAAUUUACCGUCAAUUCAGAACACUUCGCUUGGCUGGGUUGUUGGCGGUACACUUAGCAAACUUGCACCCAUGAAAAGCGACAACUACGACAUUGAGAAAGUCUUACUGAUCAAGCAUCAUAAUUGGACAGAAGAAGAAUUAGAAUGUGAAAAGUUGUUCAAAGAAACUACUAAGCGAGGAUCUAAUGGGAGAUUCAUUGUUAGACUACCCUUAAAAGAGAAUGUUAAGAAAUUGGGUUCAUCGAAGGAAACAGCCCUAAGCCAAUUUUUGAAAUUGGAAGUUCGAUUCCUUAGAGACCCUAAACUCAAAUUGGAUUACUGUGCGUUUAUGAAGGAAUAUCUGGAUAUGGGCCAUAUGGAAGAAAUAACUGAUAGAGACAUUGAUCCUGCAAAACCCACGUUUUAUUUCCCUCACCACCCAGUAAUACGCCCGGAAAGCAGUACAACUAAACUACGUACAGUGUUCAAUGGAUCUGCUGUUACGUCAAGCGGAAUGUCGUUAAAUGACACUUUGAUGAUUGGUCCCAACAUACAACAAGAACUUUUUUGUAUAUUGAUAAGAUUUCGAUGUCCGAAGUUUGUAUUAACAGCAGAUAUCAAAAAAAUGUUUAGACAGGUCGAAAUUGACAAAGCCGAUAGACAGCUGCAGUUGAUACAUUGGAGAUUCUCACCAGAUGAACCGGUCAAAACAUUCAGUUUAAAGACGGUGACUUAUGGCACUAGUUCGGCAUCAUUCACUGCAGUUCGUUGCCUGCAACAAUUAGCAGAAGAAAAUAGAGAAAGUCAUCCCGAAGCAUCAAGGGUUAUCAUGGAGGACGUGUAUAUGGAUGAUCUUCUAACUGGACAUAAUGAACUUGAUAAACUAAAACAGUUGCAGCGACAAUUGAUGCACAUCUUGAGUACUGCUGGAUUUGAAUUGCAUAAGUGGGGUUCGAAUGAAAAGAGCCUUUUGCCCGGACAAAAUGUGAUCCCUGUCACUAAAAUUUUAGGUCUACUUUGGGACUCUCACGCUGAUAAGUUCAGUUUUAGUAACCAAGUGAUCGACAAUUUGACUGCUACGAAACGCCAGGUACUGUCUGAAAUACAAAAGGUGUUUGACCCGUUAGGACUCCUCUCACCUAUUAUCAUAAAUGGAAAACUGCUAAUGCAGGAAUUAUGGGAAUCGAAAUUAGAUUGGGACCAACCACUUCCAAAGGAGUUGGAGGACAAAUGGAACUGGUUUAAAAAACAGAUAUAUGAAAUCAAUCACAUUAGUAUUCCGAGACAUGUGCCAUCGGCAGGGGUUUUAGUUGAGUUACAUGGGUUCUCAGACGCUGCCAAACCGGGCUACGGAGCUGCAAUUUACGUCAGAGUAGAUAACGGAAAUAACAUUUUGUCUCAUCUACUCUGCGCUAAGUCUAGAGUUUCACCAGCAAAAUCUAAGCAGACGAAUCAAGACGAUACCAUACCAAGAAAGGAAUUAAGAGCCGCAUCGUUACUGGCAGAUCUGAUGCACAAGAUAAAGCAAACUAUUUUGUUUCCGAUUCAAGGUAUUUAUUAUUGGACGGACUCAAUGGUUACUUUGGACUGGAUCAACAAACCAGCACAUGCUUGGCCAACAUUUAUUGCGAACAGGGUAACAUCAAUACAGGAAAAAACAACUAUUACGUGCUGGCAUCAUGUGAGAUCAAAAGACAAUCCUGCGGAUCUCAUCUCCAGAGGGGUGUCAUCGAAAAAGUUAGCAUCCAGUGCAUUAUGGUGGUCAGGUCCUGAGUUCCUGAAGGGAACAGGCGAAUCAUGGCUUCCAAUGCCAAGAACACUUCUCGUAGACAUCACGGCUCCUUCUGCAAAGGCGGAACCAUCAAGCGAGACUUUUUUGUUGGAGAGGUUCUCGACUUACACUAAAACCCUGAGAAUUACUGCAUACUGUUUAAGGUUUGUCUACAACACCAAAAAACAGAAUAUUGUAAAACGUGUCGGAACUCUUGCUCUACAAGAAUUGAGGGAGGCUGAAAUCUUACUUAUUCAAUUUUCUCAAGAACGAGCAUUCAAGCUGGAAAGAGAAUUAUUGCUUAACAAUAAAGCUAUCCCACGUUCAAGUCCCUUAUUAACCUUAAACCCAGUCAUUGAUCGUGACGGCAUCAUUAGAGUUGGAGGGCGUAUACAAGCUGCAAGAGUGACUUUCGACCAAAAACACCCAAUAAUUCUCCCAGCGAAAUGUGUUCUAUCAAAACAGAUUGCCAAACUUUACCAUCUCAAAAAUCUGCAUAUUGGACCUCAAGGGCUUCUUUACUCCUUGAGAAUGAAAUAUUGGCCUAUUCAUGGAAAAAAUCUAGCUCGACAAGUUGUGCACCAAUGCUUAACUUGCUUCAAAAACAAACCAAUCGGAAUAACUCAAGUCAUGGGCCAGUUGCCAGCAGCUAGAAUCAAUGAAGCAAGAACUUUCAAAACUUGCGGUGUUGAUUUUGGUGGACCGUUCACUAUCAAGGAGAAUUUGAUAAGAACGAAGAAGUUCUUAAAGGUCUACGUUGCAUUGUUCAUCUGUUUCAGCACUAGAGCUGUUCAUUUAGAACUAGUGAGUAGUCUUACUAGUGCUGCCUUCAUUGCUGCUCUACGGAGAUUCUUUGGGCAAAGGGGUCGAAGUUCCGUAAUCUAUUGCGAUAAUGCAACCAAUUUUACAGGAGCUAGUCACGAAAUCGCCAGGAACGCUAAGGAAUUGGAAUAUCAGCUUGCUCCCGAAAUAAGUAUGUUUUGUUCGACAGAAGGAGUUGAGUUCAAAUUUAUACCCCCUCGGUCCCCAAAUUUCGGGGGCAUUUGGGAAGCUGGUAUAAAGAGCGUAAAACAUCACAUAAAAAGAGUACUCGGAUCAUCGAUCCCGACCUAUGAAGAAAUGUUGACUCUACUGAAACAAAUUGAGGGCGUUCUGAAUUCAAGACCAAUCUCACCAAUGUCCGCGGAUCCCUCUGAUCCAAAUCCAUUAACGCCAGGACAUUUCCUUAUAGGUGAACCUAUAAGUAACCUACCGGAAAUUGAUCUAUCAUCUGCUAAGCCACAUCAGCUAACCCGAUUCGGAGAAGUUCAGAAAAGUCUACAGUUAUUUUGGAAGCGUUGGAGAACUGAAUACCUGAAUAAUCUACAGCAAAGAACAAAGCGGGGUGCAAAAUCCAAAACUAAUCUCAAGCAAGGUGAUUUGUGUCUAAUAAAAGAAGACAAUUUGCCACCUUUAGAAUGGAUAACUGGUCGUGUUGUGCAAGUGUACCCAGGACCUGACGGUAACGUGAGAGUUGCUACACUUCGUACUGCAAAAGGGGAAGUAAAACGAGCGAUUUCAAAACUAUGCCCAUUUCCUACAAACGAGCUUUAAAAAUCAAUUUAUUCAUGUAACGGUUUGACAAAAAAUAAUAAACGAUGAAAUUGAUACAUCCAUAAAGAGAUAAUCUGAAACCAAUGAGAAAUUUACUUUCUAAUGUUCUUUUACAGUUCUGGAAUAGUGUUGGGAGGGGAGUAUGUAAGAUUCUGAUAAAUCCCAGUAGGCUGAGCUUCUUUCCAAGGAACCAUAGCAACCCACUACUACCCAUUUUCCCCUCAUUGUAACCAUAGCAAUCAUUUAGUUACCAUAGCUACCGCUAGCAAUCGUCGAAGUAGCCUGCGUGUGAAUCGCGGGAAAUGCGUUCUCUUUCUCUACGAACCAGCGACCGGAACGCACGUACUUUCAAUAUAGUCGUAAAGGUGAA
Messenger RNA from Uranotaenia lowii, 5248 nucleotides. RefSeq lists its product as uncharacterized. Gene Ontology annotation, molecular function: nucleic acid binding. NCBI's taxonomy places the organism in Eukaryota, Metazoa, Arthropoda, Insecta, Diptera, Culicidae. The transcript is spliced from 5 exons. Bases 1 to 4878 code for a protein of 1625 amino acids. Gene Ontology annotation, biological process: DNA integration. The record is from RefSeq and is a predicted model, not a curated record.